CUUACCUCCUCCCUCGAGAAACACUUGGGCUUUUUGGAUUCCUUUUUUAUUUCUACCCUUGUUAAACUAAAACCAGCACAAUGGCACCCAAGAAGGAUGUGAAGAAACCUGAGGCUAAACCUGCUGCUGCCGCAGCACCAGCUCCAGCUCCAGAACCAGAAAAGCCCAAAGCACCUGCAUUUGAUCUGUCCAGUGUUAAGAUCGAGUUUUCUCAGGAUCAACAGGAUGACUUCAAAGAGGCUUUCCUGCUCUUUGACAGGACAGGAGACAGCAAAAUCGCCCUCAACCAGGUUGCUGAUGUGAUGAGAGCUCUGGGACAGAACCCCACAAAUGCUGAGGUCAAGAAGAUCCUGGGCAACCCCAGUGCUGAGGAGAUGAACGCCAAGAGGAUUGAGUUUGAGCAGUUCCUGCCCAUGUUGCAGGCCAUUGCCAACAACAAGGACCAGGGCUCAUUUGAAGACUUUGUUGAGGGUCUCCGUGUCUUUGACAAGGAAGGCAAUGGCACAGUUAUGGGUGCUGAGCUUCGUCACGUACUGGCCACUCUGGGUGAGAAGAUGAGGGAGGAGGAAGUAGAAUCUCUCCUGGCUGGUCAGGAAGACUCCAACGGCUGUAUCAACUAUGAAGCCUUUGUGAAACACAUCAUGUCCGUCUAAGCGGAUUUCUCAAGAACUGUCAGCAGAAUGUCUCAGAACAACGGGGGGCAUCAGAACUGUACAAAGACCAGCAACUGGUUACAACCAACUAUAUGGAACUGAACUGUACAAUACACCCACCAAUUUUUUUUUUUAUUUUUCAUCACUGGAAUUUUGAAAUUUACUUUCAUGAACCCUGCUAAUAUUUCAAACGGAUCAAACAGGACGAUUCAACCUCCGACAAAGUUGGCGGCGAAAUCUUCUAAGCAGAUCUGUGUACCAUACCAUGGAGCACUGUAAAAAUAAAAAAAAGACAUGUCAAUAAACACCUUUGCUAAUUUGGUGGCUACCAAGUCUUUUUAUUUCAUCUGCCAAAGGCUUUGGGCCAGUUUCUCAAGAUCACUGCAAUUCUGCACUACCAGGGGUUCCAGUAACUGGCCCUUCUGAUAGUGGAGUUAUUAAUUUAUUUUCUUUCUGUACUCAGAGUAAUAAAGUUUUAUUAAAAG
Molecule: messenger RNA, 1138 nt
Organism: Xenopus laevis (African clawed frog)
Lineage: Eukaryota; Metazoa; Chordata; Amphibia; Anura; Pipidae
Gene: myl1.L
Product: myosin light chain 1 L homeolog
Cellular component (GO): contractile muscle fiber; myosin II complex
Molecular function (GO): calcium ion binding
Source: RefSeq, marked provisional